AUGUCCCAAGCUGACGUCUCUUACAGCUGUGGAUCUUGUGGGUACCCAUUGAACUUAACCUCAUCAAAUCGAAUCACCUCCAGUAUAGGCUCUGAGUAUCACAAAUCUGUAAAGAAGGGUCUUAUCUCCUUUCUAUCUGUUGAUCUGAGUCGAUUCACGCAAGUUGACGAGGUACAUUGUUUUCCUGUUAGCUGGGUCCGAUAUCGGUCAAAAACUAAACUCCUUUGCCGUAAAUGUGGGGUUCAUAUAGGGUACGGGUAUGGAGAUGUGCCUGCUCUCUGUGGUUUUGACUCUCCCAACUCAUCUGGCGCCACUUAUAAAAAGUUUUCCAUAAAAAUCCGAGCUGUACAGCCUUCAGAGGAGUGCUAA
Messenger RNA from Hibiscus syriacus, 369 nucleotides. RefSeq lists its product as uncharacterized. Lineage: Eukaryota; Viridiplantae; Streptophyta; Magnoliopsida; Malvales; Malvaceae. The transcript is spliced from 2 exons. The record is from RefSeq and is a predicted model, not a curated record. Bases 1 to 369 code for a protein of 122 amino acids.